Molecule: messenger RNA, 1224 nt
Organism: Penicillium daleae
Lineage: Eukaryota; Fungi; Ascomycota; Eurotiomycetes; Eurotiales; Aspergillaceae
Product: FAD-dependent oxidoreductase
Exons: 1
Coding region: 1-1224 (407 amino acids)
Molecular function (GO): monooxygenase activity; FAD binding
Source: RefSeq, a predicted model, not a curated record
AUGGCAACUUCAGGAUGGCGUCCUGGGAAGCGAAUUGCCAUCGUUGGAGGAGGGCCUGGCUCAAUCUCAACAGGCCUAGCUUUCAUCAAGCGAGGCUACGACGUGCGUAUCUUUGAGCGACAGCCAGAAUGCAAAGCCAUCGGAGGCGCAGUCUUACUAUCGACUCCUGUCUUAGCUAUUCUUCGUUCCUACGGCUUGGACUUGGAAAAUGUUGGCUCCUACACAGUAACCUAUUUCAAGAAUAAGUCAGGCGCAGAACGUGUCAAGUUACCCUUCAACGCAGAGGUUGAGAGACGCAUGGGCAUUAAAGGAUGGCACUACGGCGUACUCCGCUCUUCGAUUUUCAAAAAGAUGCUGGAUCUUGUACCUGAGGGUGUCAUUCAUGCAGACCAUGAGUUUACUUCCUAUGUCGAGCAUGAAGAUGGCCUUGAACUCUCCUUCAGCAAUGGCCAUCGGGUCACGGCUGAUAUCGUCGUCGGUGCAGAUGGAAUCCGCUCAAAGGUGUCUCAACAAGCGUUCGGUGACCCCAAACUAUUCCACACUGGUAUCCGGCUUUGGCUUGCCUGGUGCGAUCAUAUCCCCGGGAUUCCCCCAAACUACGGUGUUAUCUCGCACGACUCCCAGCACCAGGCCAGCUUUUUCCCAAUGCUUCACGACGGCAAGCCUGGAUUCGAGUGGUGGGUGGUUGAGCCAUCGUGGGAUGGAAAACCUGUCCCAGAAGAUCCCAAAGCACACCUCACCGCGAUCCUCAAGGAUUGGCAACAGCCGAUGCCUCGUUUCCUAGAAGCCACGGACUUCGAAACACAAGUUUAUCGAUGGGAGAUCUUCAAUCGACCAUCGAUGAAGAAAUGGUCUACUGGCCGGGUUGUGUGUGUCGGCGAUGCCGUGCACCCGGUAUCACCCUAUGCAGCAUAUGGUAUGGGAAUGGCAAUUGAGGAUGGUUACUUUCUUGCCCGAGCUCUGGAAGGGGUCGAUCUACGUGACCUGCGUGCAGUCAACGCCGGGUUCAAGCUCUACGAGGAUGAACGAGUCAACUACGUGAAUCACAAUAUGGAAUUUGCACGGUUCCUGGGCAGGAUGUUCCAUUCUGUUCCUCGACCCUUUGCCAAUCUUCGUGACAUGCUUUUUGACUACACUCCCUUGCUGAGCAAUUUCCUCAAAACUGGGUAUCUAAAGAAAGCGGAAGAGGAGACACUUCGCCUGAAGGAGCUUCAAGUGAUCUAA